Messenger RNA from Plutella xylostella (diamondback moth), 8865 nucleotides. RefSeq names its product msps cytoskeleton-associated protein 5 (gene msps). Gene Ontology annotation, molecular function: microtubule plus end polymerase activity; microtubule plus-end binding. The record is from RefSeq and is a predicted model, not a curated record. Gene Ontology annotation, biological process: spindle organization; establishment or maintenance of microtubule cytoskeleton polarity; microtubule polymerization. NCBI's taxonomy places the organism in Eukaryota, Metazoa, Arthropoda, Insecta, Lepidoptera, Plutellidae.
CAAUCGUUCAUCCAUUUUCAAUAUUUUCAUCCAAAAAACGACGACGAAAAAGCAAAAACGCUAGAAUUGGUCGGUUUAAAUUUAUCGCUGCCGUAUGAAAUGUGAAAUUAAUAUAAUUUGCGCUAAUUGUGUUUUAUUUGUACCGCUAUAAUUAUUGUUUUACGCCGCUGCAGCUGUUUUUAACGAGUCACUGAAGGCUGCAUGCAGUUGAAAGAAGACAUAUAAAUAAUUAAAAUUUAAUGCUGACUGGAUAAUCAUGGAGGAUGAAAAUGAGUAUAAGAAGCUACCGACAGAGGACAAAUGUGUCCACAAGCUGUGGAAGGCGAGAGUCGCAGGGUAUGAAGAGGCCAUUAAACUGUUCAACCAGAUUGAUGAUGAGAAAGCACCCGAAUGGAACAAGUAUUUGGGUCUCAUCAAGAAGUUUGUGACGGACAGCAAUGCGGUGGCCCAGGAGAAAGGUUUGGAAGCAGCCUUGGUGUUUGUGGAGAACUGUGGCCACGCGGGCAAGACCACCGGAGAGGUGAUGUCGGGGAUUGUGGCCAAGUGCAUCGCUGCUCCCAAAACCAAGACCAAAGACCUUGCCCUACAGGUGACACUGAUGUAUGUAGAAAUCGAGAAACACGAAGUAGUCCAAGAGGAACUAAUGAAGGGCAUGGAUCAAAAGAAUCCAAAGGUGGUAGCGGCCUGCAUCUCCGCUCUGAACACAGCUCUCAAGCAGUUUGGCAACAAAGUCAUCACCAUCAAGCCCAUGGUGAAGAAAAUACCCGUGCUGCUGGCCGACAGAGACAAGGGGGUCAGGGAUGAGAUGAAGGCUUUGGUCGCUGAAAUGCACAGAUGGAUAGGCGCAGCCAUAGAGCCGCACAUCGCGUCGCUCACGGCCGUGGUGCAGCAGGAGCUGCGGGAAGCCUUCGCCCACGGCGCGCCCGCGCAGCCCGCGCGCUACCUGCGCUCGCAGCAGGCCGCGCCCGCCGCGCACGCGCCGCAGCAAGCCGGCGAGGUAGAAGACGACGACGUGGACUCCACAGCGGCAGACACCAACGACAUGGAUCCCUUCGACUUACUAGACCCGGUCGAGAUCCUGUCCAAGCUUCCCAAGGACUUCUACGAUAAACUGGAGCAGAAGAAGUGGCAGGAACGGAAGGAAGCGCUGGAUGCGUUGGAUAACCUGUUGAAGAGCGCGCCGAGAUUAGAGCCCGGGGAUUAUGCUGAUCUAGUCAGGGCUCUGAAGAAGGUCCUCUCCAAAGACAGCAACGUGAUCCUAGUGGCUCUCUCCACGCGUCUCCUCGGUCAGAUCGCUUCGGGCCUCCGCAACAAGUUCCAGCCAUACGCCACCGCGUGCGUGCAAGCCAUUCUGGAGAAAUUCAAGGAGAAGAAACCCAAUGUGGUGUCUGCUUUGAGGGACGCUAUCAAUGCUAUUUAUCCUAGUACAAACUUAGAAGCGAUAAUGGAGGACAUGUUAGCGGCGUUCGACAACAAGAACCCGUCUAUAAAAGCGGAGAGCGCGUUGUUCCUCGCUCGAGCGCUGUGCGUGACGCAGCCGCAGGCGUUCAAUAAGAAACUGCUGAAGGCUUACGUGGCUGGGUUGUUGAAACUGCUUGAGAGUGCCGAUCCGACAGUGCGAGACGCGGCGGCCGAAGCGCUGGGCACAGCGACCAAGCUGGUCGGAGAGAAGAACAUUGCACCGCAUAUAGGGAAACUUGACAACCUCAAGGAACAGAAGAUCAAGGAGUUUGCUGACAAGGCUGAAAUCCAAGUGAAGGUGGCGGCUCCCAAGAAAGAGAUGAAGAAGGCCGCGCCCGCCAAACCGACCGCCGGCUCCGCGCAGCCCAAGCCUGUCAAGAGGCCGCCUCCUGGCUCAGCCAAGAAACCCGCAGCAGCGGCUAAGAAGCCGGCCGCCCGCGCGCCCGCCACGCCGCCGCGCGAGCCCGAGCUGUCUCCUGAAGAGGUGGACGCGAGGGCCGAGGAGUUGUUGCAGCCAGAUGUCAACCAAGGUCUAACCGACUCCAACUGGAAGACCCGUCUCUCCGCCGUGCAGUCCUACCUCAGCACAGUGCAAGGCCUCACCAUGGACGACGCUUCAGCCCAGCUGUUAUUCCGCAUCAUCAACAAGAAGCCAGGCCUGAAGGACACGAAUGUGCAGGUGUUGAAGGCGAGGCUGGAAGUAGCCCAGUACAUAGCGGAGAAUUAUACGAUGACUACGACGGCAGUAGACAGCGUGCUCCAAGACAUAGUCACAAAGCUAGGCGAAGGGGCUUGCAACAAAGUAUGCGGCGCGUGUCUAUUCGCCUUCGCUGAAGCGUGUGGGCUCGAGCACAUAGCUGGGGAGUCCCUGGCGUAUGCUAUGGACGAACAGAAGAACCCUAAAGUGCAGGCGGAACUGUUUGUGUGGCUGUCACAGGCGGUGACUGAGUUUGGGAGCUCGAUAAACGUGAAAUCACUAAUCCCGCACCUCAAGAAAGCCCUCUCAGCGACCAAUCCGAACGUGCGUACGUCGGCCAUCACUCUGAUUGGCGUACUGUCACUGUACUCGCCGAACAUGAUUAGUCACUUCGACGGAGAGAAGCCGGCUACGAAGCAGCUGAUUGGUCUAGAGGUGGACAAAUACGCCAAUAGCAGCGCGCCGCCGCCGUCGAGGGGACAAGGCGCUAGUAUACAGAAGUCAGCCAGUCGCGGUUCCCUAGGCUCAGAGCUAGAGGAAGACUACCAAGACGCGGCAGAAGAAGAAGCGGCUCCAGUGGAGGACAACCGGCCGAGGACUGAUAUAGCGCCGCUCAUUACGGAUGAACUGGUCGCCGAGCUCAACGACAAGAACUGGAAGGUCCGCAACGAAGGUCUAGACAAGCUGAAGGCUAUAAUAGCUCGUUCGGCGCCCAUCAAGCCAACCCUAGGCGAGUUGCCGCCCGCCCUGCAAGCCAGGCUUCUGGACUCCAACUCCAAGUUGGCGCAAACAGCACUGCAGAUCUGCGAGAGUCUAGCCACGGCCAUGGGGCCGAAGUGCAAGCAGCAUUGCCGGACGUUCUUCCCGGCUUUCUUCCAAACAUUCGGCGACAACAAGCAGUGGAUCCGCACAGCGGGCGCGCGCUGCGUAGACGAGUGGUGUUUACGAGCCGGCGGCGCCCACGUCGCCUUCGACGGGGAGAUGGUGGCGGACGCCCUGCGCGCCGGCUCGCCCGCGUUGCGAGCCGCGCUGUUCACCUGGCUCGCGGCCAGCGUGCCUACCGUGCCCCCAAAAGCGAUCCCGAAGGACGAGCUGAACGCGUGCGUGCCCACCCUGAUGGCGUGUCUGGAGGACCGCGCGAGCGACGUGCGCAAGGCGUGCGGCGAGUGCGUGCUGCCCUUCAUGCUGCAUCUCGGCUACGAGGGCAUGCUCAAGCACGCGGACAAGCUCAAGCCGGGUUCUAAAGCCGUAGUCAUAGCGGCGCUAGACAAGGCCCGUCCGAACCUGCCGGUGCAGCCGUUACCUUCUAGCAAGCCCAAGAAGGAGGCUCCAGGGGCCAAGGGGAAACCUGCCAAGAAGGAACCCGAGAAGAAACAGGCGGUGGUCAAGGGAAAGGGCCCAGCCAAGCCAGUGUCAGCCUCAAGCCGCGGCAAGAAGGAUGACGAGGACUUCUCCCCGCUCCUGCCCAUGAACAACGCUAAGAACCAGCGCAUCAUUGAUGACCAGAAGCUGAAGGUGCUGAAGUGGAACUUCACGACGCCCCGCGAGGAGUUCUUCGAGCUACUUAAGGAGCAGAUGUCCACCGCCGGCUUCAACAAGUCGCUGAUAGCCAACAUGUUCCACGCUGACUUCAGAUACCACCUGAAAGCCAUAGAAUCCCUCUCCGAAGACUUACAAGACAACGGACAGUCGCUCAUGGCAAACCUGGACCUUGUCCUCAAAUGGCUGACCCUUCGCUUCUUCGACACCAACCCGUCUGUCAUACUGAAGGGACUGGAGUACCUCUCUGUGGUGUUCCAGUAUCUCAUUGAGAACGACUACACUAUGCCCGAGUAUGAGGCCAACUGCUUCAUACCUUAUUUGAUACAGAAGGUGGGAGACCCCAAAGACACAGUCCGUAAUGGAGUGAAGGCUCUGUUCAAACAGAUAUGUGUGGUGUACUCCGUCACCAAGCUGUUUGGCUACUUGAUGGAGGGAUUGAAGUCUAAGAACGCGAGGCAGCGGGCCGAAUGCCUCGACACAAUAGCCCUACUGCUUUCAACAUACGGCUCUGUGUUCAUCGGGCCUGCGUCCCUUCGCGAGCUGGCGCGCCACAUCGGCGACCGAGACAACGCCGUGCGCUCCGCCGCGCUCAACGCGCUGUGCGACGCCUACUUCCUGGAGGGGGAGAGGCUCUACAAGAUGAUCGGACAGAUAUCGGAGAAGGACCUCUCGCUACUAGAAGAGCGAAUCAAGCGCACGAGCAAGGCGCGCGGCCCCGAGGCGCGCCGGCCCCUCAUACCGCUCUCCGCCACCGGCCGGCCCAUCCUGCAGCAAGAGGAGAAGGAACCCAAACACGUGAUAUCGGUGGACUCGCCUCCAGGGGCCGAUUAUGAAGACGAGGAGGAGAUGGAGGAGCCCCCGCCGCCGCAGCCGGAGCCCGUCAUGUCGCCCCCCGAGCCCAAAGUCAUCAGCGGUCCGUUCGGCCUAGACCCGGACCUGAUAGCUCAGCUCGACGCACAAGUUCCUCGGGUCAGGCAGUCGAGGCUUCCCGAGCCGGACCUGGCCUUCCUGGACGAGCCCAUCCCCGUGCCGGCUACGCGCCCCGCCGCCGUAGCCGCCGACCGACGCAGUAUGAUGCCGAUGUCUCCACCGCGCACCAUCGACCCGACGUCCAUGAUGACGCAGCAGAACCACAGCCUGCAGACUGUGGACGACUCGCAGCUAGCCGACACCAUCCACUCUAUAGCGAGCCCCGACUUGAAUGCCGCAAUCCGCGCGCUGUCCCUCAUCUCUGGAGCCCUAGUAUCCGGGCGCGGCGCCGCGCUACGCUCGCAUGAAGAACGGUUCAUCCAAGCCGCCGCCACGCAAGUGCGGAGGCUGCGCACGUCGCGGUCCCCUGAUGCUCUGCCGGCUUACAAGUAUCUCGCUACUGCGCUUACCACGUUCUACGAGACGGCCGGCUGCGGCUCGCAAGUGGGCGAGGCGGCCGUGGGCCAGCUACUGGGCGAGCUGCUGCUCGUGCUGGGCGGGACGGACGCGUGCGCCGGCGACGCGGAGCGCCUCGUGCGCGUGCUCAACAACGUGUGCGUGCGCCUGCUGGAGCACUCGCCGCGCACGCAGCUGCUGUGUGCCAUAGUGUCUCUACUCCACGACUCAAUCGGAGUAUCAGACCCAGCCUACCCUCGGUACCAGGAGUUACUCCUUAAAUGCUUCUGGAAGACACUGAAGAUGAUCAGCUCUUGGGAACCGGACUCGAUAGACUAUGGAGCUGUACUGUAUAAGAUACAUCUGUUCUACAAGGCUUACCCGAAUUCUUAUUGGAAGAAGAAUCCGGAUAUGAGCGAUACGCCUUACAGAACGGUGAAGACGCUAGUUCACACGCUGGUGAAGAUGAAGGGCUCGUCCAUCACCAACCACCUGACGCAGAUACCGGACGUCAACGAGUCGGAUCUGUACCCGUACCUGCUGAAAGUGUUUAAGCAACUGAAACUAGACGACAAGAAGGACCCGCCAGACUCGGCCGUCCCUUCAUUAAACGCCAACAAGUCUGUGCUGACCUCGGCGGCGACUAACAACUCUCUAGCGGCCAACAGACUGCCUCGCGCCGUGCACGAAGAAUUAGCUCUCAUUCUCAAGCGCAUAAGCGCUAAGGAGCAUAAGAGCGAAGCGCUGCAACAGCUGUAUGAUUUAAGGGAGCGUCACCCGUCCGUGGACAUCUGGACGUUCAUGCAGGGCUCCUCCUUCUACUUCCGCAACUACGUGGAGCGCGGGCUGCGCGAGGUGGCGGAGCAGCGCCGGCACCGCUACAAGCACAACUACUCGCACACACACAUCGAUGUCAAUAAUGAGAACGAGGAGACAUCACACGUCAUAUUCCUAGAAAGACUGCGAGCCCUACAGGCCAAAGCGGGUCUGAAAUCCGACUCUUCCCCGUCGUCACAAGCGCGCACGCCCACAGACAACCGCGUGCUCACAGACAGCAUCAACGAGAACCUGCCCCGGAGCAUCGACCCGCAGUUUGAGCUGAACACCACCCAGUCGAUCUCGCACAAGAACGAGGCGGACGUGGACGCGCUGCGCCUGAAGCUGCAGCAGAUCAAGAGCAGCUCCAAGAGAUAGGGCCGUCUCGCUCGCUCGCACGGACCGUUGUAGCUCUCUCUCACACUCAUUGUAUACCUCGAUACCCGGAUAAUCGAUGUUCGUUUGUGACAGUGCCCCUUCUCCCACUACUCAACUCUCAAGCGACGCGACUCCGACGCAACUAUUUGACGAGUCAACGACGCGUCGAAGACCCGUUUUUACUGGCGAUAAUGGGUUACGUUGCAGUCUCGUCGCUUGAGAGUCGCGUAGUGGGAGAAGGGGCUUAUUUGAGUUAUUGAUGAUGAAUUUGCAGCUAUGUUUGUAUGCCAGAGUUUGAAUUUCGAUUGAACUGUAAUACUGGGAGAACUUAUUGAAUACUGUCCAAUAAUGCUGUUAAAUAGAAUGGGUUAAAAACGAUUUUAAAAUGUUUCGCCUCUGGUAAGGCAUUAUAUCUGCAAAUUCGAUAUUUCUGGGCACGGUAAUACAGUUUGAUUCGGAUAAUCUCAUUAGUUCCUGAUGUUUUUGUUUUAUAUGUGACGUAAAAUGAAGUCAUACUGUAUGUCCGAUGUUAUGUUGAAUGUCUAAGAUUGCCCCUUCCAAUGAAAACUCCUAUCAAUUAGAAUUAGAAACCUUGAAGAAAGUGUGCUAGUUUUCAAUCGGGCAUAGAUUUAUAAAAUUCAUACUAAAUAAAAAAAAUAUUAAACCUUUUUACCUAAAAGAGCUUCAAUUUUAAAAUGAUUUAAUGUUACAAUUUCUAUGUUAUGUUUAUCUGACAAAAUUAUUAUCACAUUUGGUAAAUAAUUCUCGCUGAUUACUAAGCAAAAAAAAUACCUCUUUCAAAAAGUAAUUUUCCGGUUCAAAAAUUUAAUAAUAAAUGAUCACAGCUGUAUAUUUAAUGUUGAGCUGCUCGAGAAUAAGCCCAUUGUCUUUAUAAUUUUAAUCGUUAAUUAUAAAUUAAUAUUAGUAAAAACUUAAUAUGGAAUGCACUGGAUAUGCACUGUAGUGAUAGUUAAACAUGACUAACCCAAUGAGUAUAAAAUGUGCCCCAAAUGGACAAAAACAAUAUUGGUUGAUUCCAGUGAUUCUUACAGUUACUAAAAAUGUAAUGAAAACAAAAAGGAUCCAAGAAUAUGUCUUUUGAAAAGCGACAUAAUCGCAUGUAUUUUACUAAAUAACACAAUAAUCUUUAUACUUACUGUAAUACUAAUAAUGUAGGAAAUAUGCCAAUCCCAUGUAUAAGACAGUAGGUUUAGACCAUAGAUAUUUUAAGGCUGUCGACAUCAACGCGUCAUUAGAUUUGUAACAAUUUCUUUUGAUAGUGUAAGUAACCCUUGACAUAAAAUGAGCAAUAAUGUGAUUGAAAUGCAAUAAAAAUACGGUAACAAUAUCUAUCUCAUCAUAGAAACUUAUCAGCGAUCAAGCUGAAGGCAAAUUGUGGUAGUUGGAUCUACCUUUCACUUGAUCACUCAUAAUGUUGCUCCUACGAUUUGUUUAUACAGGACAGCCAAAGUUGCAUGUAUACAGCCUUCUGACAUUUCAUUCAAUUUAUUUAAUUUAGCAAUGUAGUCUUCAUUCUAGCUGAAAACUAACAAUUGCUUGAAUAUUAUAUCGCGUUGUGUUUUAAACUAUAACUUUCACAUGUAACGUUUUUGUUUGUGAAUUUGUUAGAUGUAUGUAACUAGGUUUAUGUUUGAGUUUAAAGACUGUUGAGCGAGGUUGCUAUGUUUGUUCUCUAUUGAAGCAAUACUCAUUCAUUAUUGAAGUUUGCGUGACAUAACUAUGUUAGCAGUAAGCGCAGGCCACAUCGCCAGCUUACGAUGCGAGCGAGCUAGCCAAGUGGAUAUCGUUUCACUUCUUUACAUACUCUUCACACCGCGAGCUACCGACUAAACCCGCAACCGCGGCUAGUUUAGCGUGCCUAGCUGGCUUUGUAGCCUACGCUUUAGUCAUUGGACUAUUUCUGGAAAAAUAAGCUACUGUAAUAUUUUUCCUUUUAUAAAAUCCCAGAUCUAUUACUUACUACAUAUUUAAAAUCAAUAGAUUUCACCUUUAUAAAAUACAAAAUUACUUCAAAUCAAAUCAAAUAUUUUAUUGGUUGGGAGUGUGUUGUACUGGCAGUAUGGAUGUAUUUAGAUUAUUUUACUCAGCUAAGGAAACCCUCGACAGUCACAUCCAGUAGGUUUUAGAAACUAAAACUUGAUAGCUGUGAUGAGGCUUUUAUUAUAAUUUAAUUUUGUAGUCAAAUUCAUACAACUUAAAUUCAACAUUCCCUCGAUAAGAUUCAGUAUCCUUUCAAUGUACAAAGUAUUCGUUGUUUAAAAUCCUCAAGGUGUAUCUUUAAUUACUUGUGACAUCACUAAUCAUUAAAAUGUAUGUGCGCUACUGAUCGUUUCAUAUAAUUGAAUUAUUGAAGUACAUUUCUUUUGUUAAAACCUUAGUCUUAAUAAUUGAUGACCAUUUAUAGUUUUUAGUUAUGCUACCUACUUCACAUCUUAUUAUUAUUAUUCAUCCAAAACCAUACUAUAUUCUUAUUAAAGUAUCGUAGACAGGUUUUCACGCAGACAUUGUGAGCAUUUAUUUAUGGCAUGUAAAUUAAUGUAUUAAAAUCAUGAUUAAGUAGCGUUAAUAAAGUUCAUAUGAGAUGA